CCAUACCCAAUCACCAUGUGCACCUCAGAAACUUUCCAGGCCUUGGACACCUUUGUCAGAAAUGAUGACGUAGUGCUCGCAUCUUAUCCAAAGUGUGGUUCAAAUUGGAUUCUCCACAUCAUUAAUGAGCUGAUAUUUGCUGAAUCUAAGAAAAAGUAUGAGUAUCCAGAAUUCCCAAUUCUUGAAUGUGGGGACCCAGAAAAAUACGAGGUUAAGAAUGAAACAUUCCCAUCGCCAAGGAUUUUGGCAACUCACCUCCAUUAUGACAAAUUACCUGGGUCCAUCAUCAAGAAUAAAGCCAAGAUAUUGGUGAUAUUUCGAAACCCUAAAGAUACAGCAGUAUCUUUUUUCCAUUUCUACAAUGACGUCCCUGAUAUUCCAAGCUAUGGCUCUUGGGAUGAAUUCUUCAUACAGUUCAUGAAAGGACAAGUUUCUUGGGGAAGUUAUUUUGAUUUUGCCAUUAGUUGGAACAAACAUCUUGAUGAUGAAAAUGUUAAGUUCAUACUAUACGAAGAUCUGAAAGAGAACCUGGCUGCUGGAAUAAAACAAAUUGCUGAGUUCUUUGGAUUCUCUUUAACGGGGGAGCAGAUUCAAACCAUCUCAGCCCAGAGUACCUUCCAAGUAAUGAGAACCAAGUCCCAGGAAACACAUGGUGCUGUUGGUCCGUUUCUGUUCCGCAAAGGUGAAGUUGGUGACUGGAAGAGUUUGUUCAGUGAAACUCAGAACCAGGAAAUGGAUGCAAAAUUCAAAGAGUGCUUAGCAGGCACUUCCUUAGGAGCAAAGCUGAAGUAUGAAUCCUAUUGCCAAGCUUGA
This is a messenger RNA of Enhydra lutris kenyoni (northern sea otter), 813 nucleotides long. Its product is annotated as sulfotransferase family 6B member 1. Gene Ontology annotation, biological process: sulfation. Gene Ontology annotation, cellular component: cytoplasm. The record is from RefSeq and is a predicted model, not a curated record. Lineage: Eukaryota; Metazoa; Chordata; Mammalia; Carnivora; Mustelidae. Gene Ontology annotation, molecular function: sulfotransferase activity.